CGGCAGGGGGACAGAUAGGCCACUCACUGUACGGUCGAUGCUAGGGAAAUUCCGCAAUGGAGAUCUAGACGGUAGAAACGAUGGCGUCCUACGGUGACGUGGCCGAUUGUCAUUGCCCAGAAUACUCCAUUCUGGCUAAUUGCCACGCGGUGUUGCGGCCGUACCGCAUAACUCGCCCGAGACAACUCAGCAGCACUCCGGGCGAGUCGUUGACUCGCACUCGGCCCGUCGCAGACGGAACCGCGUGAUCUGCCCGAAAUCCAAAUCUAGUCUUCUUGCUUUCGUCGCAGAGAGAGAGAAAGAGAGAGAGUAUGGUCAUAUUGGUCGAGUGCUUUUGCAAAAGCAGGUUGAUGGACGUUUGGUAGCAGCGGAAUAAAGGCAGAAGCUUCAACUUCAAUCCGCAUAAUGUCAGUAGGAAAGAGAAAAUUUGAUAUCUUGAUUCCAUUUUCCAUCUUUGGUACUAUGCAAUUUCUUUCUGGAACAGUGCGAAGUUUGCUUUUCACGCGGAUUGCUUUGGUUAUUUCGUUGUAUCUUCCAUUAUUGUUCUUGAGGUAUUGAGGUGAGUGAGAUCGGGAGUCUUGUGUUGUGUCGAAGGAGAGGUGGAGAUGGAGAGCUAUUUGAAUGAUAAUUUCGGGGAUGUGAAGCCGAAGAACUCGUCAGAUGAGGCGCUGCAGAGAUGGUGGAUGCUUUGUUGGCUCGUCAAGAACCGUAAGCGGAGGUUCCGCUUCACUGCCAACCUCUCCAAGCGCUUCGAAGCUGAGGCUAUUCGACGUUCCUACAAGGAGAAGUUUAGAGUUGCAGUUUUGGUUUCACAAGCUGCGCUUCAGUUCAUCCAAGGUCUGACUUUGCCUAGCGACUAUACUGUACCUGAGGAAGUUGAAGCUGCAGGUUUUCAAAUUUGUGCUGAUGAAUUAGGAUCCAUUAUUGAAGGUCGUGAUGUGAAGAAGUUGAGAAUCCAUGGGGGGGUUAAGGGUAUUGCGGACAAACUCUCCUCAUCGACCAGCAAUGGUAUUCCAACUUCUGAGCAUUUGCUAAAUCAAAGAAAAGAAAUUUAUGGAAUUAAUAAAUUCACUGAAGGCCCAGUCCAUGGUUUCUGGUUUUUUGUAUGGGAAGCCCUUCAGGACAUGACCCUCAUGAUUCUUAUCGUUUGUGCUUUUAUCUCACUGAUUGUUGGCAUUACAAUGGAAGGAUGGCCAAAGGGUGCCCAUGACGGACUUGGAAUUGUUGCAAGCAUUUUGCUGGUAGUCUUUGUCACUGCCACAAGUGAUUAUAGACAAUCUCUGCAGUUCAAGGAUUUGGAGAGAGAGAAGAAAAAGAUUUCAAUUCAGGUCACUAGAAACGGGUGCAGGCAAAAAAUCUCAAUGUAUGAGCUUCUUCCUGGUGAUGUUGUUCAUCUUGCAAUUGGAGACCAGGUCCCAGCAGAUGGACUUUUUAUUUCUGGGUUUUCCCUAUCGAUAAACGAAUCCAGUUUGUCAGGAGAGAGUGAACCAGUUCAUGUGACUGCAGAUAAUCCUUUCCUCUUGUCUGGAACUAAAGUUCAGGAUGGGUCAUGCAAGAUGCUUGUGACCACUGUUGGGAUGAGAACCCAGUGGGGUAAGCUUGUAGCUACCCUUAGUGAGGGAGGAGACGAUGAGACACCAUUGCAGGUAAAACUUAAUGGAGUUGCAACCAUUAUUGGGAAAAUAGGCUUAUUUUUUGCUGUUGUGACUUUUUCUGUAUUGGUGCAAGGAUUGUUCAGCCGCAAACUACAAGAUGGGUCCCACUGGAGCUGGACUGGAGAUAAUGCAUUGGAAAUGUUGGAGUUCUUUGCAGUUGCAGUUACAAUUGUUGUGGUUGCAGUUCCAGAGGGACUGCCCUUGGCUGUGACACUGAGCCUUGCCUUUGCUAUGAAGAAGAUGAUGAAUGAUAAGGCACUAGUCCGCCAUCUGGGAGCUUGUGAGACAAUGGGAUCUGCAACAAGUAUCUGUAGCGACAAGACUGGGACAUUGACCACUAACCACAUGGCUGUUGUGAAAGCAUGCAUUUGCAGGAAAACAAAGCAAGUGAGCAACUCUGAGGAGGUUCUUAGCUUCUGCUCUGAAAUUCCUGAUGCUGCUGUGAGCAUUCUACUUCAAUCAAUAUUUAACAACACUGGAGGAGAAAUAGUUAGGGACAAAGACAACAAGGUUGAGAUUUUAGGGACACCCACUGAAACUGCUCUUUUAGAAUUUGGGUUGCUGCUUGGGGGGGAUUUCCAAGCAGAAAGACAAGCAUCAAAAAUAGUGAAAGUUGAGCCAUUCAAUUCUGCAAAGAAGCAAAUGGGGGUGGUUCUUGAGCUUCCUGGUGGAUGUUUUCGGGCUCACUGCAAAGGUGCUUCUGAAAUAGUCUUGGCUGCAUGUGAUAAAGUCAUGGACUUAAAUGGAGAGGUUGUGCCCCUCGAUGAGGAAUUUACCAAUCAUCUGAAGGAUACAAUUGAACAGUUUGCUAACGAAGCCCUUAGAACUCUCUGCCUGGCUUAUUUGGAAAUUGGAAGUGAGUUCUCUGCCAACAGUCCCAUUCCUAUUCAAGGGUAUACUUGUAUAGGAAUUGUGGGAAUCAAAGAUCCAGUUCGCCCUGGUGUCAAAGAAUCCGUUGCGAUCUGUAAAUCUGCUGGUAUUACCGUGCGGAUGGUUACUGGAGACAAUAUACACACUGCAAAAGCCAUUGCUAGAGAAUGUGGAAUUCUGACCGAUAAGGGUAUAGCUAUUGAAGGUCGAGAUUUUCGAGAGAAAAGUGAAGAGGAGCUUUAUGCACUAAUUCCUAAAAUUCAGGUGAUGGCUCGAUCUUCACCAAUGGAUAAGCAUACCCUUGUGAAGCAUUUAAGGACCACAUUUGAAGAAGUUGUUGCAGUGACUGGUGAUGGUACAAAUGAUGCCCCAGCACUUCAUGAAGCAGAUAUUGGACUUGCAAUGGGCAUUGCUGGAACUGAGGUGGCUAAAGAGAGUGCUGAUGUCAUUAUUCUGGAUGACAAUUUCUCUACAAUUGUGACUGUUGCCAAAUGGGGACGUUCAGUUUAUAUAAACAUUCAAAAAUUUGUGCAGUUUCAGCUGACAGUGAAUGUCGUUGCUCUAGUUGUCAAUUUUUUUUCAGCCUGCUUGACCGGAAAUGCUCCCCUCACUGCAGUUCAGCUUCUAUGGGUCAACAUGAUUAUGGAUACACUAGGAGCACUUGCACUAGCCACUGAGCCUCCUAAUGAUGAACUAAUGAAUAGAUCACCAGUAGGAAGGAAAGGAAAUUUCAUCACUAAUGUGAUGUGGAGAAAUAUUUUGGGGCAGUCCUUCUAUCAAUUUGUGAUAAUAUGGUAUCUUCAGGCUAAAGGAAAAGAAAUCUUUCAUCUCGAUGGUCUGGAUUCUGACUUGGUUCUAAACACGCUUAUUUUUAACUCGUUCGUCUUUUGUCAGGUUUUCAAUGAGAUCAGCUCGAGAGAGAUGGAGAAGAUAAAUGUCUUUAAUGGCAUGUUGAAGAACUAUGUGUUUGUAGCUGUUCUCACUUGCACUGUCAUCUUCCAAAUCAUAAUCAUCGAGUUCUUGGGUACAUUUGCAAGUACAACCCCUCUCACCAUGCAGCAGUGGUUCGUAAGUGUUUUCUUUGGUUUCCUCGGCAUGCCAGUUGCUGCUGCCUUAAAGAUGAUCCCUGUGGAAAUGAAGCAAACUAAACAGAAACAUGAUAGCAUCAUUCGGAUUACCGUUUCUCCUAAAAUUUAAAGCUUCCCGAAGUUUCAGGCUAAAGCUGGCCUCAUGUUGCUGAAGGAUGCCAUAUAUUUGUAAGAGUAUCUUCAAAUAUAUCUGAUUUUAAUUUGCUUCAGGCUAUUACAUCCCAGUGUUUGGUGACUUUCAUUCGGUUUGGAUCUUGGGAGGGAUGGGAGAUGGGCUACCUUCCAUUGUGUAGUCCCGGCCAGCCUCAAUUGAUUAAAAAAAUAAAAACAAAAACUUGCUUCAAUUAGUUUGAUUUGUAUGAUGAGUUUUGGAAUUAGGGUUGCUCUUUGUACUCAUUUGAUCUAUAUGUUGAACCUUUUGUUUGAUCAUUAAAUAAUUUUUCUGUGCUCA
This is a messenger RNA of Malania oleifera, 4064 nucleotides long. RefSeq names its product calcium-transporting ATPase 1. Gene Ontology annotation, biological process: calcium ion transmembrane transport. Lineage: Eukaryota; Viridiplantae; Streptophyta; Magnoliopsida; Santalales; Ximeniaceae. The transcript has 8 exons. Gene Ontology annotation, cellular component: intracellular membrane-bounded organelle; membrane. The record is from RefSeq and is a predicted model, not a curated record. The coding region runs from base 606 to 3722 and encodes 1038 amino acids. Gene Ontology annotation, molecular function: ATP hydrolysis activity; ATP binding; P-type calcium transporter activity.